Molecule: messenger RNA, 1073 nt
Organism: Cylicocyclus nassatus
Lineage: Eukaryota; Metazoa; Nematoda; Chromadorea; Rhabditida; Strongylidae
Source: the annotation of a GenBank genome assembly
AGAACUUAAACAAUUAACUAACAAUGAGCAGCCAACGCACUACCGCUGGAAACCCAGGACACCCCAACGUCCCCGAAAAUGAGGGCAUGAUCCAUAUGGCUGGAGCCAAGGUCCAAGAAGUCGUCAAUGCUGCUGGUGAGAAGCUCGCCAGUGCUGCUGAAAUGGCCAAGAACACCGCCUACACCGGCUACGAGAAGACGGCCGAGACUCUUGCCAAUGCUGGAGCAGCUGUAAGGGACACCACCGCCAAUGUCAUUGGUGGAGUAAGGGACACCGCUUACGCUGGCUACGACAAGGCCGCUGAUGUCACCAACAGCGCCUACGAGACCGUCGCCGGAAAAGCCGAAGACGCCAAGGAAACCGUCAAGGACAACGCUGCCUAUGCUAGAGAUAAGGCUUAUGAAGCUAAGGAUAACUUGGCCAACAAGGCUUAUGAGGCCAAGGAUACCGUGGCCCAGAAGGCCGACCAGACCGCCGAUGCCGCCAGCCGAAAGGCACAUGAGGCCAAGAAUUACAUGGCCGAUACUGCCGACAGCGUUGCCAACAAGGCCCAUGAGACCAAGGAACAAGCAGCACAGAAGGCUCGUGAAGCAACUAAUGCCGCCAGUCAAAAGGCCUAUGAUGCAAAGGAUGCCGCUGCUCGAAAGGCUGAAGAUGCCAAGUGUUCUGCCAAGGAUACGACCAACUCAGCCCGAAACUACAUGGCCGAGAAGAUGCACGAGGGAGACGGUGUCCUCCGCGAUGCUGGUGAAACAGUUUUGGAUUUGAAAGAUGCAGCAUCCGAAAAGCUCAGUGAAGCUGCCGAAGCUGUGAAGGACGCUGCUCGAUCGGCUUACAAUUCUGCAUCCCAGAUUACCGGCACUGGAGAUGAGGAAGCCGAAAUGGCAAGGGAGACUGUGGAAAGGGGACGAGGAGCAGCAAAAGAAAAUUUUGAAGAAGGCAAGCAAGCUGUUGGGGAUACAGUGGAAGCAGGCGAAGGCGGAGCUAUAGAAAUGGCGAAGGGCGGUAGAGACUUCGCCAGCGAGAAGUUGGUCGAAGGUUAUGAUGCCAUGAAAAAGGAGGAAGAAUUGUAA